AUCCUUCCCUCUGUGGGACGCCUGGUGUGGCAGUCCCGGAGGGGCGCGGGGGACACCAGGAGGUGGUGCAGGCUUCAGCCUUGCAUCAGGAGGGUGGCACUGCUCCUGAUUGGGCCUCGUCCCUGGCGUGUCAUUAAGAAGCCCCCGUAGCAAGAAGUUGCAAACCAGACCCAGGCGAAGGGGCAUGCAGCCAGAGAGGUGGAGAUGGCAGAGUCACUACGAGGUCGGGGGCCGCGGCCGCCUUGAGCCCGAGUGCCCCGCGUCCGGAGAUGAGACGUCCGGAAACAGAAUAGUACCCGUCCCCGGAGUGCCCCGCGGCCCGCGCGGCCGGCAGCGCUCAUUGACGGCCGCCCCCGGUUCCUGUAGGAGGGGACAGGAGAGGGGAGGGAGGCCAGUAGGCCGGCGGCCCACCAUCUCCCGGGCCCACGACGCGCGCGCCGGCUCGCCCAGGCGGGAUGCAGCGGUGACCGGACCGAUUGGAGGCUGCGCGCUGGGUUCCUCGUGGAGAAGCGCUGGCUUUCAGAGGCGGCGGAGAGCCAGACCACUGGAGCGCCGCGCGACGGGUGGGAGACACGGAGACGCCUCUUUUGAGCACGGUGACAAACACCACCUCCCCCGGCGGCGAUGCGCACGUGACAGUUUUCGGGCUCCCGCAACUACACGGCAACUUGGCCUGGGUCUGCGGCUGCACACCGAGCGCCGGGUCUCCACGGCUCCGCGCCUGCCGCCCGGGUUCGAGAGCUGAGCCCCGGGAGCUGGGGGUCCCGCGCGGCCGCCCCCGCCCUGCCCAGGGCCGCGGCUUCCUCCCCGGCCCGCGAGGCGGCCCCGCGGCGGCGGCCCGGCCAUGUGGGACCCGCGGGCAGCGAGGAUGGACCCGAUAGCUUACAGUGAGCUGCUGAGACGGUCCGGCGACCAGGUCCUUCAGAACGGAAACUUCUCCUUGGCCGUCAGAAAGUACGACGAAGCCAUCCAGGUUCUCCUGCAGUUGUACCAGUGGGGGGUCCCCCCCCGAGAUUUGGCUGUGCUGCUGUGCAACAAAUCAAAUGCAUUUUGCGGCCUCGGGAAAUGGGAUGAGGCCUUCGUGGCUGCCAAGGAAUGUCUCCGGUGGGACCCAACCUACGUGAAGGGGUACUAUCGAGCUGGCUAUUCCUUGCUGCGGUUGCUCCAGCCUUAUGAGGCCGCUCACAUGUUUUUUGAAGGUCUUCAACUUCUGCAGGACAGCCAGGACCAGACCCAGGUCGCUGAUUUCCUUGUGGGAAUCUUCACCACUGUGGGCAAUGACCCCAUUGUUUUGCAAAGUUUCUUGCCCUGUUUCGAUCAUAUUUUCACUACUGGAUUCUCAACGGAAGUGUGGCAAUCUGUAAUAGAAAAGUUGGGAAAGAAAGGAUUAUGGCAUUCAUUUCUACUUCUGUCAAUGAAGAAAGACCGACUACCAGAAAAUAUCCAUGUCCCAGACUUGUCACUGAAAAGUCUCUUUGAGAAAUAUGCCUUCAUUGGACUUUAUGAGGAAAUGGAGCAGAUGCCUAUGUUAGUCCAGUGGCUCAUCUCUCUGGGUGCGAGUGUUGAGACCAUAGGACGGUACCCUCUUCACACCCUCAUGCGGCUCUGCAUCCAGGCAGGGGAAAACCAUCUUUUCAGAUGGCUGAUGGACCACAAGCCGGAGUGGAAAGGCCGCAUCAACCAGAAGGACGGGGAUGGCUGCACCGUCCUGCACGUCGUCGCGGCCACCCAGUACCCAGAAUGCCUCAUGCAGCGACAAACGGAGGAUGUGCAGAUGCUCCUGAGCUUUGGGGCAGACCCCACCCUGCUGGAUCGACAGUCCCGCUCGGCCACGGACGUCCUGAAGAGGAAUAAGAACUUCAAAGCCAUUGAGAAAAUCAGCAGUCACUUGAAAACGCUGGCUGAGUGCUCUAAGGACCUGUCAGGAUUGAACAAUGGUGACGGACCCACUAGCAAGAGUGAUAUUUUCCGGAAAGCCUCUGAACAGCUGGUGCAGUACAUGAACUCAGGAAAUGGGUUAUUGCAUAAAAACUUUCUGAAGCAAGACGUCGUUCAGAGGUUCUUGCAUCUCCUUUCUUCUCUGCAAGAAAUUCCUCCUGACCUGGUUUGUGACAUUAAUCGCAACUGUGCCAGCACCUUCAUCAAGUUUUUGCUGGAAAAACAGAAAUUCCCUGAAGUGCUCCUGCUGCUGACCCGCAAAGUCAGUGGGGAGCUGCCGCGGGGAGCCGGCCUCCUCAGGGACUGUGACUUCUCCAGCCUGGACCUCUGCUCCAUCAUCCCCCCGCUCAGCACCUGGGACCAGCGCAAGACACAGCUCCUGGGCUGUCUGAUAGACAGUGGAGCCUUGCCCGAGGGCCUCCAGGACAGCCAGGAGAGGCCGCUGGUCCUGUGCCUGCAGCGCGGCGACUUCGAGCUGGCCUUCCUUCUCUUGACGGAGGGUGCAGACCCCCGUGGGAUCUCUCUCAUGGAGGGCGACACCCCUUUGCACGCAGCUCUGCACAUCUUCUUAGACAUCGAAGCUGACAUCGGAUUUAACUUCCUCAGCCACCUGUUGGACCUGUUUUGGUGCAACCCCACUGAAUUUUACUACCUCAACCCCAACAUCCAGGACAGCAACGGGAACACGCUGAUGCACAUCCUCUUCCAGAAGAGCAUGUUGAAGCACAUGAAGAGGCUGGUGGGCCUGCUGGCGAAGUUUGACAUCAACUUCAACCUAAAGAACAAGGAAGGCAAAGAUGUGCGGCACCGGGUCAAGAAGAAUGAUGCUCUGCUCUUGGCCUGGAACAAGGCUCUGAUGGUGAGCAGGCGGAAGGGCCGGCAGGACCCGGGGAGGCUCCCAAGGUCUGCUGCCCCCGGCCACACGGCGCAGCUCAGGUCCAAGGAUUCAUCCAAGUCACUGCCAUGCAGCAUCACCGCCAGAACCAAGCCUGGAGAAGCUGUGGUCCCUGACAGCUGGGAGGCCCUCUCGGAUGCCCAGGUGGUGAGUCAGGAGCCUGGUGCUGACAGGCCCUGCUCUCUGAGAGACCGCCUGGUGCAGGACCUCACUGUGUUGAUCCAGCAGGUUGAGGUGGAUACGUCCCUCCCAGAGGAUGGUCCUCAGGCCCCUGAGCCUCUGGAGACAGGUGCUAACACAGAAGCCAAGGAAGAGGAGCACCAGCGAGCUCUGUGGGUGGAGGGCUCUGGCUGUAGUGGGAACAACCCUGCUGUCCUUGAGGCGGGGGAAGGACAUCCUCAGCUCAUUCCUGCUGGUCACAGAGGGAGGGAGGGCAGCAACAAUCUGGACAACUGCAGUGUGCAUGAGAUCGAGGCCUGCCUCCAGGACUUCGAGAGUAUGACGUGGGAGAUCGAGUGUACUUCGGAGGUGCUGAAAAAGCUGUCCAGUAAGGUAAUGACGAAGGUGAUGAAGAAGAAAAUCAUCCUUGCCAUCCAGCAGCUGGGCAAUGGCGAGUGGACGCAGGGCCUGCAGAAACGGCUGAAGCACCUGGAAGGACACAUCCAGCUCUUCGAGGCCAAGCUAGACAAAGGAGCCCGGAUGCUUUGGGAGCUUGCCAUCGACUUCUCUCCUCGAUGCAGCGAGAGCCCAGAGAAGAUCAUGGCCACAGAGUGGAACUCGCACUCCACAGAGAAGUCGGGGCAGGUCUACACAGAAAUCAUCCGGAUCUGGGACAUCGUCUUAGAUCACUGCAAGCUGUCGGACUCCAUCCGGGCCAUCUGCAAUGCCUACAACCGGGGCCAGUCCUGCGUGCUGCGGAAGAAGCUGAGGGGUAUCAACAGAGGCCAGGUGUCAGCCAGCACCAAAGUCCAAAAGCGGAUACCCCACUGCUAUGUGGAGGACACAGGGGCCGAGAGGAACAGGGGACACUUGGACCCCGAGUACUUCCCCCGGGCCAGCGCAGUGGAGACCGAGUACAACAUCAUGAAGUUCCACAGCUUCAGCACCAACAUGGCCUUUAAUAUCCUCAGCAACAUGACGGCCACCGUGGAGUACCCGUUCCGAGUGGGCGAGCUCGAGUGCGCUGUGAUCAACCUGCACCCCAGGCCGCUGGAGCCCAUCAUCCUCAUCGGGCGCAGCGGCACUGGGAAGACAACCUGCUGCCUGUACCGGCUGUGGAAGAAAUUCCACAUUUACUGGGAGAAGGCCGAGCAGGCAGGGAGCCCACUGCUGGCCAAACAGAUGUGGCUGAAGAGCAGGCUGGAGGUGGAACCCCAAAAGGAGAGUCCCGCUGGGGAGGAAGAGGCAGAGGAGGAAGGUGGGGAGGGCAGUUCCAUUGGGAUGGAGACCAUGGACAGCACAGAUGAGGAGCCAGAGGGUGCAGCCUGCACAGGGGCAGCCAGCGGGGAGCCAGGGAGGCCCAGUCCAGAGGCAGAAGUAUGCACCCCCGAGUGUCCCCACCAGCUGGAGCAUUUACAUCAGAUCUUUGUGACCAAGAACCAUGUUCUGUGCCAGGAGGUGCAGAGGAAUUUCAUUGAGCUCUCCAAGUCUACCAAGGCCACCAGCCAGUACAGACCCCUGGAGCCUGACGUGCACAAGCUCCAGGACUUGCGGGACGAGAACUUCCCUCUGUUUGUCACCUCCAGGCAGCUGCUCCUCUUGCUGGAUGCUUCUCUGCCCAAACCAUUUUUUCUGAGAAAUGAAGAUGGCAGCUUGAAAAGAUCCAUCCUGGGAUGGUCCACGCAGGAAGAGCUCAGCAUCCCCAAAUGGCAGGAGGAUGAGGAGGAGGCCGAGGUGGACUGGGACUCCGGCCAGGAGGACAAAGCUGUGGAAACACAGACGUAUGACAGUGACCCCCGGGUGUAUGUGACAUUUGAGGUGUUCACCAGUGAAAUAUGGCCCAAAAUGGCCAAGGGGAAAACCUCCCACAACCCUGCGCUGAUUUGGAAAGAAAUAAAAUCUUUCCUGAAGGGGUCUAUUGAGGCUCUUAGCUGUCCUCAGGGGAGACUCACGGAAGAUGCAUAUAAGAAGCUGGGGAGGAAGCGGUCCCCCAAUUUCAAGGAGGACCGGAGUGAGAUCUACAGCCUCUUCUGCCUGUACGAGCAGAUCAGGUCUCAGAAAGGUUAUUUUGAUGAAGAGGAUGUUCUGUACAACCUGUCCCAGAGGCUCCUGAAGCUCAAGGUGCUCCCAUGGUCCAUCCAUGAGCUCUACGGUGAUGAGGUUCAGGACUUCACACAAGCUGAGCUGGCCCUGCUGAUGAAAUGCAUCAAUGACCCCAACGCCAUGUUCCUCACUGGGGACACGGCCCAGAGCAUCAUGAAGGGUGUGGCCUUCCGCUUCAGCGACCUGCGCUCCCUGUUCCACUACGCCAGCAGGAACGCCGCAGACAAGCAGUGUGCUGUCCGCAAGCCCAAGAAGAUCCACCAGCUGUACCAGAAUUACAGGUCCCAUUCGGGAAUCCUCAACCUGGCAUCUGGAGUGGUGGACUUACUUCAGUUCUAUUUCCCAGAAUCUUUUGAUCGUCUUCCAAGGGAUUCUGGCCUCUUUGAUGGUCCAAAACCAAUUGUCCUGGAGUCUUGUAGUGUAAGCGACUUGGCAAUUUUGCUACGAGGGAACAAGAGGAAAACCCAGCCCAUUGAAUUUGGAGCUCACCAGGUAAUCCUUGUAGCUAAUGAAAUGGCAAAGGAGAAAAUUCCUGAAGAGCUGGGGUUAGCGCUUGUGUUAACAAUUUAUGAAGCAAAAGGCUUAGAGUUUGAUGAUGUCCUCCUUUACAACUUUUUUACUGACUCAGAGGCUUACAAGGAAUGGAAGAUCAUCUCCUCGUUUACACCUUCACUACCUGACUCCAGAGAGGAAAACCGGCCACUGAUUGAAGUGCCUCUGGAGAAACCCAGCUCCUCCCAUGGUUGGCCUCUCACGGUGAAUCCAGAAAUGUACAAGCUCCUCAACGGAGAGCUGAAGCAGCUGUAUACGGCCAUCACCCGGGCUCGGGUUAACCUCUGGAUCUUUGAUGAGAACCCGGAGAGGCGGGCUCCUGCUUUCAAAUAUUUCAUCAGAAGAAGUCUUGUCCAGGUUGUGAAGACAGAUGAAAAUAAAGAGUUUGACGACAGCAUGUUUGUGAAGACCUCAACCCCUGAGGAGUGGAUUGCUCAAGGGGAAUACUACGCCAAGCACCAGUGCUGGAAGGUUGCAGCCAAGUGUUACCAAAAAGGAGGUGCAUUUGAGAAGGAGAAACUGGCGUUGGCCCACAACACUGCCCUGAACAUGAAAUCGAAGAAAGUCAGCCCCAAGGAAAAGCAGGUGCAGUACUUGGAACUGGCUAAGACCUAUUUGGAGUGCAAUGAGCCACAACUGUCCCUUAAGUGUCUGAGCUACGCCAAGGAGUUCCAUCUCUCUGCCCAGCUGUGCGAGAGGCUGGGGCAGAUAAGAGAUGCUGCCUAUUUCUAUAAGCGAAGCCAGUGCUACAAAGAUGCUUUCCGAUGCUUUGAGCAGAUUCAGGAAUUUGAUUUAGCCCUUAAAAUGUACUGCCAAGAGGAGCUUUUUGAAGAAGCUGCUAUUGCAGUGGAAAAGUACGAAGAAAUGCUAAGGACCAAAACCCUUCCCAUAUCCAAGCUCUCCUAUUCUGCCAGUCAGUUUUACUUGGAAGCUGCAGCGAAGUACCUUAGUGCAAAUAAGAUCAAGGAGAUGAUGGCUGUCCUCUCAAAGCUGGACACGGAAGACCAGCUGGUGUUCCUCAAGUCUCGGAAGCGGCUAGCAGAAGCUGCAGACCUGCUGAACAGGGAAGGUCGGAGGGAAGAGGCUGCCUUGCUGAUGAAGCAACACGGCUGCCUCUUGGAGGCUGCCAGGCUCACUGCCGACAAGGACUUCCAGGCCUCGUGUCUGUUGGGGGCUGCCCGCCUCAAUGUGGCCAGGGGCUCUGAUGCAGAGCGUACCAAGGCCAUUCUGAGAGAAGCCCUUGAUCUCUGCUGUCAAACCAACCAGCUUUCUGGCAUUGCCGAGGCCCACUUCCUGCAGGGGGUACUCCUGAGAGACUUUCAGAAGCUCAAGGAGGCCUUCCUCAAGUUUGAAUCCCUCAACCACGCGGCUGGAGUGGUGGAAGCACUCUACGCAGCCACCGGCCACUGUGAGACCGGGCCGGAGAGGGUGCUGGCCCUGGCCCCGGCAGGCUUGGAGCUGCUCCUCGAUCUGGUCAGGGCCCUCAAGAAAGUGACCAACAAUGCGGAGAAGGAGAUGGUCAAGUCUUGCUUUGAGGUUUUUGGGAUUUCUCAGAUGGAUGCCAAGUAUUGCCAGAUUGCUCAGAAUGACCCUGGGCCCAUAUUAAGAAUAAUCAUUGAUCUGAAUCUGAACUUGAGAGAGAAGAAAACAAAAGAGAACUUCUUGAUAACGACUGACCAUGUGAAACUAGCCCUGAACAAGCACCUUUUGAACAGGCUGUGUCAGAUCACACAGAGCCUGCUUGGGAAGACCUACCCGGGCGUCUGCGCCAGGGUCAUCGUAGGCUUAAAAUGUGAGGAUGGAAACUGUGAAGCUUUCCACAGGCCCCUGCGGCGUUGUGAGGCCAAGUGUUUGGUUCAGUCCAAACUGCACCUGGUGGCGAUCAAUGGGUUGCUUUUGGAAGCCAAAAAAGUCUUCCCUAAAAUCUUAGCUAAAGAACUUGAAGAAAUUGAUUAUAUUUUGUCUACAGACACAUAUAGCCUCUGCAAAUCCUUCCUGAAUGUCCUCUUCCCUAAACAUUUUCAUCAGAGGGUGUUGUCGGAAAACGCCAUGGCAUGCAAAGAAAUCCUCAAACCAGGUGGCAGAGCCUUCCGGUCUUACAGGUUUGCUCUGAAAGAGUACAUCCAUUUUCUGUUCCAAAAAGAAAGCGCACGAAACCGCCGGGAGUCUACAGACCUGUGGCUGAGGGCCAUGCAGGCUUUCCUUCUCUCUUCCAACUACCCAGCGGAGUUUGAGAAGCUGCUGCACAAGGAGGAGGACAGCUACAACAGGGAACGCAAAGCUCUCCAGUCGGAAAGAGAGGAAAGGGGGCCGGGGAGAGGCAGCAGGAAGAAAGGAGUGGAAGGGAAAUUUGGCAUGCUGGUGCCCAACAAGGAUGAGCAGAGUGCCGACAAGACCCACCUGUGCUUCAUCCGGCUGCUGGAGAACUGCAUGGACCAGUUCUAUGUGUACAGGAACCCAGAAAACUGCAAGAGGCUCUUUUUCCGGUUCAUGAAUGUCCUUGUCAGGCGGUGCCAAGAGCCGCUCAUCCCUGGCAUUGGAAACACGGUGGCCCUGCUGGAGUUCCAGUUCAUCCACUGCGGGGCGGUCCUGGCCCGCCUCUCCAAGAACACCGUCCUGUGCCUCCCCAAGAGCUACCUCGCGCUCUUGCACUACUGGGAGUUCCUGUUCAGCAGGAAGGACAGGGAGCCCCGGGAUGUGUUCUCCAUCAUUCAGGAAUACAAGCCCAGGGAUGUGACAAGAGCCAUUCAGGACUUCCGGUUCCACCUCUCCUACCUGGUCAAGGUGCUCUGCGGCUACGAGAACGCGCACUUCAAUGUCCUGCUGGACGCCUUUGCUGAGAUAGACUGCGUGGUCUCCGGGGAGGCGGAACGGGCACUGGUGCUGUGCUUGGUGAUGCUGGUGAAUGCCCAGGCGGUCCUGCGGCCACACUGCCGGCCUCUCCUGUCCUGCCACUUCCAGGAGAUGGAGGCCAGGCUCCAGCUGAUGAGCACGGACUUCCCAGGCCAGGUGCCUGAGAGGCUCCUGAGAGCAGUGAGGCACGUGCUGGUGGCAGUCAAUGCCAAGUCCGUGGCUGAGGUGCUGCAGGACCUGCUCUUUGAGCGGGACGGGGAGUACCUGAUGGACUGCUCCUGGCAGUGGGACAGUGGGCAUACCUCGGGGACUGUGAUCCACGGCCUCUACCACGAGGAGGUCAGACUAAACCGCCUGCUCUGUGUGGACCCCAUGAAGGACCUUGCUGAACCAGAGUGUGAGUGUGGCCAGGACGAGGCAGAUGAGCUGGCAUUAGAAGAGCGAGACUACCUCCUCACCACCAUUCUCUCCCAGAAGCAGUGGAAGGCGUCCAUCCAGCGCAAGCUGAGGAGAGCAUGCCUGGUGGUGUCCCUCUGCAUCAGCUGGAGGAGAAGGGUGGGCGCCCCGACGGAGUGCUGCAGGGAGGAGAACAGGGAGCCUGCAGCCGGGAGUUUCAAAAGGGCUGAUGUGGACAGGACCCAGUGCGACCUGUGUGGCGUGAAGUUCACCCGCGCUCCCGAAAGCUAUUUUGGCCCCUCUGAAGCAUUUGAGGGGUCAGCUUCCAAGGUGGUGGCACUGUCUGGGGCUGGGCAGGAAGACAGGAGAGGUCCAGAUUGGAGCAGCAUGUCCUACGAGCAUCACGUCCUUCUGGAGGGCCACCAGAGGCAGCAGAUGGCCUACCAGAAAUACUCUGAGUUUUUCCGGGAGACAGUGGACCCGGCCAUUGAUGAAGGCAAGCUGGUGGUGCAGGACCUGGAGCAGAGCAUGUGGGUCUGCAGCCACCUGGGCUCCAAAGAGCACAGCCACAUGCUGCAGAGGAAGGUCCAGGAGAACAUCAAGAAGGUUUUGGAUAUGGUGGAGGACCUCUACCGGCGGAAGGCCUGGGCUGGUGCUGAGGAGGUGAUGGCUCGGCUGGUCAGCGUUCUGAUCCCGUCUGUCAGGACUGCACGGGAGUGGCUGAUGCAAAUGGAACUCCGCUUGAAGGAGGAAGGAGUCGUCCAGGAAGAUGAUUACCAACACGAAGCUGAAGACUUUGGGGAGCUCCGUCCCAUCAGGCGCUGGCGGAAAGGUGGAAAGCAGAGGAGAUGCUAAGGUCCACACAGCUGCCGCCUCCUGCGCCUGCAGCACCUUCUGUCCUGGCUUAGAGUUCUGAGUGCUGGGGCAGAAGGGAAAAGGGUGCAGGUGAGCCUGAGGACCAGGGGGUCUAGCGGCCCCUUGCUUCUCUUCCUGCCCUGGGGCCUUGGGGUCCGGUGCUCCCUCACCUGCAGGGGCCUCCUGUGCUGCCCACGCUGAAGGGGGGAGCACUAGUUCUCCCUGGGACUUGCUCAGAUGAGAGCCCUCUCAGCUGAAGGCAGCCGUGGACUCCUCGCCCGGAAGCCUGCUGUGCUGCGGCUCAUGACAUCCCGAUGAGUCAAUAGCAGCGGACAGGCCUCACCUCAAGAGUUGCCGCUGUUCUGGUGGGAAAUCCCUCUACAGAUUCCUUGACCCCCUUUCACGUGGCUGCAACACCAAAAGAACAUGAGCUGUGUGUGCCCAGGGUCCACGAGGCCAUGCCACUGCCCUCUGACCCCAGGCCACACCGUGGUCACCUCUGAGCCUACUUGUAGCAACUUUCCUCCUGUUACAUAUCAGCCAUUUCUCUCUGUGACAUCUCUUCCCAACUCCCCAUAUUUUGUGGCCUUUCUGUUCUACCUAUGUGGUCACGGUUAGACACCUAGCAUAUAAGAGUUCCGCAGGAAAGGAGGGCCGGGGGGUGUUGCGGGGGUCCCGGCCCACCGCUCUGAGGUCGUCCUAACGCUGCCUUGGCUGUGAUGCACACAUUCCAAAGAGGGUUUGCAAGUAGCCCUACAGGCCUUGUUUUCCUGUUCUCCCUGGCAUGUUUGCCAUCCCUGCUUAGGCUGACAUUCUGAGAAGUUUCUCCACUGAGCACACCACAGUGGGAGAGUGACCUGCAGGUCAGGGACAGAGAGUGGAGGAGGAAGGCAGCCUUACAGUGCCAGUCCAUGGGACUUGGCUGUGAAUCACUGCCCUAGGCCUGGUUGGCCCUUUAAGAGGAGGGGAUGUGGGCCUGUUUGCAGGAGUCCACUGCUUACCCCCAGCCCCACUGAGCCAGUAGCCACCAGGAAGGCCCAUCCAGGAAGGCCUCACUGCCCACCCCUUGCCCGCUGCUCAGCUCGGCCUGGUGCAGAGGUCCGGCUCCCGGCGUCGGUCCUUUGCCCGUUUGGUCAUCUUGGCAGAACUCCCCGCGCUGCUCCCUCCUGAUGCUGCUCUCUGCUGCGUGCUGUUUUCUCUUUGUUGUCUUUCCAAAUGACUCUUUUUCCUUGAAAUGUUUAUGUUUCUACUUUUUAUUAGGUUAUGUUUCUAAUUUUUAUUCCAGAUGUUUUUUUAUAAAUUUCACUCCCCAAAAGAAAAUAAGAGAAAAAAAAACAAUCAAAUCUUGUAUUAUGUUUCUAUAAAGUUAACUCAUUUCUCUUA
This is a messenger RNA of Manis pentadactyla (Chinese pangolin), 11134 nucleotides long. RefSeq names its product tetratricopeptide repeat and ankyrin repeat containing 1 (gene TRANK1). Gene Ontology annotation, molecular function: ATP binding; protein binding. The record is from RefSeq and is a predicted model, not a curated record. The transcript has 24 exons. Lineage: Eukaryota; Metazoa; Chordata; Mammalia; Pholidota; Manidae. The coding region runs from base 845 to 9751 and encodes 2968 amino acids.